Messenger RNA from Onychostoma macrolepis, 4643 nucleotides. RefSeq names its product methyl-CpG-binding domain protein 5-like. Gene Ontology annotation, cellular component: nucleus; chromocenter. The transcript is spliced from 10 exons. Bases 811 to 4416 code for a protein of 1201 amino acids. The record is from RefSeq and is a predicted model, not a curated record. Gene Ontology annotation, molecular function: DNA binding; chromatin binding. NCBI's taxonomy places the organism in Eukaryota, Metazoa, Chordata, Actinopteri, Cypriniformes, Cyprinidae.
UCUCUCUCUCUCUCUGUGUGUGUGUGUGUGUCUGUGUUUGUGUGCGUGUGCGUGUAUGUGUGCGCGCGCGCGCGUGCGCUCGGAUUCACCCGCAGCCAUAAUGAGCCCAGAGCUUCAUCCCGAACCGAACCGAAGCGAAGCGGCUAGCUUUAGCUUUAGCACCGGGCCAGCAGCUCGUUUUCUGCACUAGUUAGGGUUGCGUUAUGAAAUGAGUGAUCGUGAACGUGAUACAGCUGAUGAUUGUCACCAAACACACACAUCUCUCACACUCCCCGUUAGAGCAGUCAUCUUCAGGAGUCUGUCUGAUCAGAUCCAAAUAUUAUUUACUGUCACUCGGAAAUCAGUCAGAAUACAGCAGUGGAUGAAUGUGACCGGCAUGAUGGGAAAGAUCUUAUGAAGGAUCAUGAUAUUGACAGGAACCAUGAAUUUGCGAGAGCUGCAUCUGAACGGGCCGCGAUGAGCAGUGCGUCUGAAGAUCGUCCGCUGUGAAGACGCCACGCCUGACCCUCUGCCUGCUGGGAGCUGCGACUCUUUCAGUGUUCAGUCAUUUGAGGUGCUUUUAUGUCCAGAUCGGAAGCGCUUUCGGACUUCUUUCUCAUGGCUUUGAUUGGCCAGACACUAGCGGCGGAGUUCCUGUCUGCAUCGAGUGGCAAAGUAAUGCGGCUCUUCCUCUGGGCUGCGCUGUGAGCCGUCUCGCUGCGGUCCUGUUGUGCUCCGUCUUCCCUCUUCUGAGCGUCAGAAUGAGACAUUGUGUCGGGACAGAGAAGAGCGUGUGAUCUCUCACGAGGAGUUUUGCACCGGUCCAUAAAAAUGAAUGGAGGAAAAGAGAGGGAGGGUGUUGAGGGCAGAGGUCAGCUGGCCCAGGUGCCCAUCGGCUGGCAGCGCAAGGUGGAGGCCUCGGGGGUCCUGUAUAUCAGUCCGAGUGGAUCAGUGCUGUCCUGCCUCGAGCAGGUGAAGUCGUACCUGCUGACCGACGGAACCUGUAAAUGUGGCCUGGAGUGUCCACUCAUCCUCCACAAGGUUUUCAAUUUUGCUCCUGGUGCGGUGGUGAAGCAGAGGACUGCGGAGGACGUGAAGGCUGAUGAGGAUGUGACCAAGCUCUGCAUCCACAAGAGGAAGCUGAUCGCAGUGGCCACGCUGCAUAAGAGCAUGGAGCUGCCGCCUCCGUCCCUGACGCUCACCAGUCCCAGUGGAGCCACAAGUGUGACCUCCGUGACCCCUACUGCACAGCCUCGAGCAAUAAGGAGUAAAACCCACGAGGGCCAGCCAGAAUGUAAGAACCCGUUCAAGGCGAUGAUGGCGGCGGGGCAGCGGCACUUCUCUCCGGAUCCGUGCGGCCCGCAGCAGCUGGAGGUUUUCCCUGCGUUCUCCCGGCACAGGCUGGUCAGCGGCGGGCACGGAGGCAUGCUGAGUCCUCCCUCGCAAGCCUUUGGAGACGGCUCUCUGUCCCCGCGAACGGACGCUCUCGGCAGCCCCGAUGGGUUUGUGCGCAACACCCCCUGCGGCUUUCAGGGGACCGGCAGUCCUGGGGCCAUGCACAGCAGCAGCCGCAUCCCUCUGUCUUCUCCCGGAGUCAUGAUGCACGGCUCGCCCGCCGCCCAGUCGUCCUGCAUCAUGGCCGGAAGGACUAACAUGCCUCUGUCCCCUCCGGUCCCCAACAAGAGCCCCAUCAUGAAGAAGCCCCUGUGCAGUUACCCGACGGGCAUGGACUCCAGCAGGACCGUGUUUCCGCACAAGGCCCCGUCUGCUCCCGCCUGCGCCCUGCAGAGCAAGCAGCUGAGCUCCGAGAAGGACCCUCUCGGCAUCCUGGACCCCAUCCCCAGUAAACCCAACCCUUCUGCUUUCCAGCCCAGCGCCCACUCUCAGGUACCAAUGAUGAAUGUAAACAUCCCCCCCGCCAUCGUCCCUCUGCCGAGUAACCUGCCUCUGCCCUCGGUGAAGCCGGGGCCGGUGGGUCACAUGCAGAGGACGCAGCACACCGCCUCCGUCUCCCCGUCGCCCGUCACCUCGCCCGUGCACAUGUCCGGGCCGGCCUUGGGCCGCAUGGAGGCGUCUCCGCAGCGCUCCCGUUCCUCCUCCACCUCCUCGGAGCAGGGCAGCUUCGUCGUUCCCCCCUGCGGCAACAUGAAGGUCCCGCCACGCUCGCCCAGGUCCUCCAUGAGCUCGCCCCGGCCCGCUCUGCCCUCCAGCCCGUCUGGCAAACCGGACGCUCUCCACCAGUACAAAGACGUGUCCAGCCAGCUGCUGGCGGGGAUGAGCGCUCAGCACAACCCCAUGUAUCCGCCGGCCCCGGGCUCCGCCCCGCAGAAGGAGCACCCGGGCCUCUUGGGAAUGCCACUGAACCAGAUCCUUAACCAACACAACGCUGCCUCUUUCCCCGCCAGCAGCCUACUCUCAGCGGCCGCCAAAGCACAGCUAGCAAAUCAAAACAAGCUGGGGAGCGGCGGGGCGAGCGCUGGGCCGUCUGAUGCUGGCAGGGCCGUCGAAGGCCACAAUGCUCUAAAUCCCAUGCUGCCACCCAACCCCGCCAUGAUCGUGGCCGGCGGCGAGGGCCAGAGUGGACGCGCCGCGCUUCGGGACAAGCUGAUGGCGCAGCAGCGCGACCCUCUUCGCAAGCGCAAGCUUCCUCCCAACGCUAACCACGAUGGCGCUUUCUUUAUGAGGACGCCCUGCCCCUCAGCCGAGCAGAUGAGAAAAACCGCCCGGCUGCCCUCCAGCACGUCGAUGGCUCAGCUGCUGCAGUCUCUGAGCAACCACAGCUCACACGGGCCCCGGGGCCGAAGCUUGUGCGAGGUUCCGAGCGCGCAGGUCCAGCAGCGGCUGCACGGCCCCGGAGUGGAGUCUGCGGCACAGUAUCCCGCCGGGAUCAACCAGAUGCAGGCCACGGCGAUGAGAAACUGCGGGCCCGUGAACCAAAGCGGACAAGUUCCUCUCGGAAAUCACGUGAUGGGUCACGCGAACGCUCACUUCCAGCCGCGCGUCAACUGCAUGCUGCCCGCGGACGCCGCGACCGACGCAGGUGAUGCGGCGGCGCUGAGCUGCAGCAUGGCUAACACUCCUCAGAUGAUGGCGUCCGCGGGGCACCUGUACCAUCAGCAUCAGCAGCAUCAUCAUCAGCAGCAUCAGCAUCCGGCGCUGCACGUCUCCGCUUAUCCCGGCCAGGGCCAUUCCUUCACUACGGCUCCUUUCACAGACAAUAACGUUCCCAACUCCAACAGCCUGCCUUGCCUGUACCAGGAUUAUCAGGGCUGCAUGCCUGAUGGCGGCCCGCCGGCUAUGAGCUCUCUCUCUGGAGACGCAGGCCUGUACCGCGACGCUCCGCAGAAGCUGCAGGGUGAGGUUUCUGUGCCGGGAGGCUCUGGAGGCCAGAGUUCGGUGGAUGCGAUCUACAGAGCGGUGGUGGACGCCGCUGGCAAAGGCAUGCACGUGACCAUCACUGCCGGCGCAAGCGGCAGCACACAGGCCAGCCCCGUCCCCGCGCUCCGCGCCAUGAGUGCCUUCACCGCCUCCAUCGGCCCUCCGCUCGGCCUGCCUCACGCCGUCAGCGCCGUCAUUCAUGCGCCACGCGGAUCCGAGGGCACAAGCCGCCCGCCGCCCAACCGCAGGAGCUCCGAGCAGAACACGCCCGACGGUGCUGACGCCCACGAGUUCUUCCGCUCGCCGCGGCCACACUGGGACGAGCCCAGCCAUGCGCCCUGGAGAGGAGAGGAGUUCCUGGAGUGCUCCACACAGGUGCGCAGCAGCAGAGCGGAGAGGAAAGCCCUGAUGGAGUGUCCGCCGGACACAGCCUCCGACGCUCAGACGGACGACAGCGCGAGCCUGCGGUUUAGCCACCGCACCAGAGAGCGGCUGGAGCUCAACGGAGCGCUGCCUCGCACCGGAUACGGGGAGCCGCUCACUGGAGAUGACCAGUCGCCCGGAUCCUCCACCAGCUUGGAAGGGCCGCUGCUCAAAGACUACACUCACUUCAACGGGCACUUUAACGGACACUGUGCGCCCAGCCCCUCGGACACCAAGAGCCUCAGCAGCGAGGAGGAGCUGCGGCACCCCGACUCUCCGUCGGCCGAGCUGCUGCACUACAGGCCCCGGGCCUUCAAUAUGGGCGAGCUGGUCUGGCCGAUCAAAGGCUUCCCGCCCUGGCCGAACAAACUGAUGGGAGAAGAGCAUGGGCGCAAUCCCAGCAUGCAACUGUCAGAACAGGCCAAGGUGGAACCGGAGCAGCUGAAAACACUAACACAAGACCUUCAGAUGCUGGACAGAGCCAGCAAAAAAAACAGGAAGGCGGGAAAGCUGAAUCAUCAUUUAGAAGCUGCGAUUCAUGAGGCCAUGAGUGAGUUGGAUAAGAUGUCUGGAACUGUUCACCAGGAUCGUCAAGUCAAACUGCCCAAACCCAAGAGGAGGAAGAUCUCCAGAUAACAGCAGCGUCAGUGUCUCUCUCUCUCUCUCUCUCUUUGAUCGUGGUGCUACACUCUAGCAGACGGCUCAUCGUGGCCCCGCCCUCAUCCAGUGACUGACAGGUGCUGGAUCAGCCAAUUAGAAAAGGCAGCAAAAACAACUUGCUGAAGAACUAUUUUUUUCUAGUGUACAAGGAAAAAUAUCAAAAAAGCAAAAAAAAAAAAAAAAAAAAAAAGAAAGAAAGAAAA